AUGAAGUUCAUCACCUACAUCACCUCUACAGCUACUGGUACUACAACCUCCACAGACCCCUCCAUCCACAUUGUAACAGGUCAAUCCCAAUCAACAACACACAGCCCUGAAGUAAAGAACCAUACCUCAGAGCCUUCAGUAAAAUCAACAACAUCGACCGACUUGAAUCUCACCUCUGUGGGUCAAACGACUACAGUCAGAUCUUUUUCUGUCACUACAACACUGCUAGCAGUGACUGCGCAAGAUGAAAAGCCUAGUGGAAGCAGAAGCACAGCAGCUUCAUCACCUCAAGGUCAAGAGCCCAAGAGAAGCGAGAGUACCACAACAUUAGCAGCUCAAGGCACCUCAAAGCCAGUCACCCCAACACCAACAUUCUCUGGCUACUUGCCUGUGCCCACUCCUACAGAUGAUAAAUCACCACUGACGGUGGCAGCUUUUGGUGUCAUCAGCUUCAUAGUUAUUCUGAUUGUGGUUGUGAUCAUUCUGGUCAGCGUGGUCAGCCUGAGGUUCAAGUGUAACCGCUCAAAGGACUCAGAAGACAAACAGAAACCAGGGACCUCCAUGGUAUCAGAGAGCUGCUCGGCAGACACAAGCCAGAAGGAUAACAGCAUCACUCUGAUCUCCAUGAAGAACAUCAACAUGAACAACAGCAUGAGUUACCCACCGUCAGAAAAGGUUUCCCUUUUAAGCCUUGCUUUUUAG
Messenger RNA from Antrostomus carolinensis (chuck-will's-widow), 702 nucleotides. RefSeq names its product endothelial cell surface expressed chemotaxis and apoptosis regulator (gene ECSCR). The transcript has 10 exons. Bases 1 to 702 code for a protein of 233 amino acids. Lineage: Eukaryota; Metazoa; Chordata; Aves; Caprimulgiformes; Caprimulgidae. Gene Ontology annotation, biological process: negative regulation of angiogenesis; positive regulation of endothelial cell apoptotic process; positive regulation of proteasomal protein catabolic process. Gene Ontology annotation, cellular component: cytosol; plasma membrane. The record is from RefSeq and is a predicted model, not a curated record.